Molecule: messenger RNA, 1793 nt
Organism: Marchantia polymorpha subsp. ruderalis
Lineage: Eukaryota; Viridiplantae; Streptophyta; Marchantiopsida; Marchantiales; Marchantiaceae
Source: the annotation of a GenBank genome assembly
GUGAUAUCUUCCGGUUCGAAGAAAACCCGGACACUUGCAGGGUGCUGCAUGUAUCGAUUGGCAUUGAGAAUCUCAGUUGUCGAAUUAAGACCUAAAGAAUUUCCGCGCAGCUGGCGCUUGUUAAACAUGGAGACCAUUGUCGGUAGCCGGGACAGGGAGGAGAAUGGGACUGGAAAUUCGCACCAUCUGCUCUUCAUACCGAUGAUUAUGCAGGCGCAUUUUGCCCCGGCCAUCAGACUCGCAGAGAAACUCUCAGCGAGAGGAUUGAAGAUCAUUAUCGUGACCAUCAGUAAGCAUGCGGAGUCAUUGAACAAAAUUUACACCCCCGAAGGACUCCUGAAGCUCGGGCUAAGCGUCGAAGUUGUCGAGGAUCCAAAGAUCGAUCCCAAACUUCCUGGCGCCUGGAGUCCCCUCAAUGUGGCCAAAUGCAUGGAGGAGAGUUGCCGGCCCCUGCAGCAGAGGCUUCUUGGGAAAAAGAAGGCCGGGUCGCCUUAUCCCACUUGCAUGCUUGCCGACAAAUUCUUCACCUGGUCGAAGGAGUAUGCAGAGCAGCUCGACAUUCCGAGGUAUGCGUAUAUCAGUUACGCAGCUGUGACUACAAGACUCAUGCAGGUAUAUCACGAAUUUGAAGACGACCUGAAGCAGAUACCAGAUGGACCCGGCUGGCAGCGAGGCUGGUACGAAAUCUUCCAUGGCAAGCCGGGUCUUGAGUUUCUGUCGUCAGCGAGUGAUCUACCAGGAGUCAGUCGAUCGAGUGGCUGGUUCGACUUUGUCAUUGAGGUUGGCAGAACCAUUUGCACUGCAGAUGGCGUUGUGAUGAAUUCUUUCAGCGAACUGGAGAGUAAAGCUGUCGAGGCAAUUCGAAAUGGCUCCUCCGGGAGCAGGCGUCAAAAGGCGACGCGGGUGUUUCCUAUUGGGCCGAUCUCCGAUCUGAGAAGCUUCAGAAACGAGUCAUACGUCAGUAAUACGGAUGAUUCUCAUGCGGAGUGUAUGGAGUGGCUCGAGAAACAGCCCACCAAAUCAGUUCUCUACGUGUGUUUGGGGAGUCAAGUUGUAUUGGAGAAGGAGCAAAUUGGACAUUUUGCUCGAGCUUUGGAUGCUAGCCAACAGACAUUCCUCUGGGUUCUGUCGAAGCGGCGCGGCAACUUCAGUAUUCUGGACGACGUUCUCCCCGAAGGCUUUCUGACUCGAACAUGCGGUCGCGGCCUGGUCGUGACCGGAUGGGUCGGGCAGCUCCAGGUGCUGGCUCACCCGUCCGUCGUCGGGUUUGUGUCGCACUGCGGGUGGCAGUCCGUUCUCGAGAGCAUGACAUUUGGUGUGCCGAUAAUAGGCUGGCCACAUGGGGCCGAACAGCACUUCAAUUGCAGAUACGUACAACAGGUUCUCAAAGCCGGCAUCGGAAUCAGAGAUGUUGACAACAGGGCGUUGAUAGUUGACCAACUAGAAUUCGAAAACGCAUUUAAAUUAUUUUCGCGUGAAAAACUGGGAAAAGCCUUAGCGUUCAAUGCCGCCAGUUUCGCCCGGAAAGCUGCGGCAGCCGUGUCAAGGGGUGGAUCUUCCAACGAGGCAAUAGACGAGUUGAUUGAGUCAAUCAAACAACCAAGAGAAAUUCAUGAAAACUAAGGCCAUCGACCUGCCAUCGACUAAGGUUAUCUACCCAUGCCGCCCUUGGAUGUUAGUUCACUUCGAUCGAAAAAAAAAGGUUUUACUAUACAAAUAUAAAAAGAAUACAACUUGAACUUUAUUCAAAGUUAUACUCGGUGUGCAUUGAGCGAACAUCAAAGGUAGCUGGC